Messenger RNA from Chaetura pelagica (chimney swift), 660 nucleotides. RefSeq names its product transmembrane 4 L six family member 18 (gene TM4SF18). The transcript is spliced from 5 exons. Lineage: Eukaryota; Metazoa; Chordata; Aves; Apodiformes; Apodidae. Bases 1 to 660 code for a protein of 219 amino acids. Gene Ontology annotation, cellular component: membrane. The record is from RefSeq and is a predicted model, not a curated record.
AUGGCUUUAGAGACAUGUGGAAGCUGUUUGAGUUGUCUUCUGAUACCUCUUGCCCUUUGGAGUAUUGUUGUUAACAUCCUGUUGUUCUUCCCUAAUGGGAAAGCUUCACAUGCUGCCAGUUACCAGCUUCCCAACUACGUGUGGUAUUUUGAAGGGAUCUGUUUCUCAGGUGUCAUGAUCCUUCUGUUGGCAGUAAUUCUGAUAUCACUGGAGUGCAGCAUGUUCUACCGGUGUUGCCAGAGUGAGAGCUGUAACAAAACCUACAGGAGUUUUAUUUCAAUUGUGCUAGCCUUGCUUGGAGUUGCUUUCUCUGGAUACAGCUGCAUCAUUUUUACCUUGGGGUUGAUCCAAGGCCCCUUCUGCAAUUCAUCAAGUGGAUGGGAUUAUAUCUUCAAAGACACUGCUGGAGGGUACCUCACAGAUUAUCCUGCUUGGUCUCGCUGCACUGAGCCUGCUAACAUCGUGGAGUGGAACAUCAUUUUACUCUCUAUUCUUAUAGCUCUUAGUGGACUGCAGUUGAUCAUCUGUUUGCUGAAAGUGGCUGCUGAACUGAAACGGACACUCUGUGGAACCUAUUCUGUUUUUGUCCAGAGGAUAUCUACUGGUAAUAAAGCCAUUGUGAAAUACAAGGAUUUGGUGACUGCUCAUUCUGACCCUUAA